AUGAUUUUCAGCCCUCCGAUUUUCUUCAAAUGCAAUAAUGGCCGCAAUAACUCGUUAACCAUCACCUCAUCAGAGGUUUUCAGGCGACAACCCCACCUCCCACGUCCAUCCUCCUUCUACGCCUCAUCUUCCCCUAACCCCUUGCUCCUCCUUCUCCCACGUUCCCGAACUUCUUGUGGUUCCCAUCUAUAUAAGAGUUCAAUCUCAGCGGCGUUUGCUUGGUGGUAUCAGGUAUGGACAUCCCUAAGUCCCCGGAUGAGGGGGAGGGAAGGAGGCGUAGAAGCUGCGGGAGAGUAUUGGUUCUGGAUUUGAGUUCAUUAAGAACCAUUUAUGUUUUCUUCAUUUCCCUCAAUUUCUUCAUUCCUUUUUCUUAUUUAGUGUCAAUUCCAUAAUCUCUGCAUAUUAUUUAUCAAGAUGUGUAUCACCUUACUAUUUGUUAGUUUUUGAGGGACUUGUGUUCCUUCUAAUUUGGAACUUCUUGAUUAUAUGGGUACAUGAUUUUUUUUAGUAUUUUUAGUGUUUCUAUGUUUGUGUGUGCAGUGAGAGAACUUCUCUUCUGGCUUUAAAAGUGGCAUCUUGAAGUAGCAUUUGAUGUAUUUUACAGACAAGCCCAACCCAAGUCUUUUACAGAUUCAAGGAUAAACUUUAUAAUAGAUACAAAUACAAGUUCACCAAUUCAUUGUUGUUUUCUAAUAUGAUCCAAGAUCACUUAAUUGAAGUCCCCUUAUGUUAUGUCUCUUUUCAAAUCCGUAUGUUGAUAUUGUUAUGGUUGAUGGUAUUAGCACCUUACGCAAUGAUCUCAUGCUAUUUUUAAUUGAUAUAUAAUUCUCUAUUAGUAUUACUAUUUGUUUAUAUUCAAAUAAUAGGAAACCGAUGGAUAAUACUAUAUCUAAUUAUAUAGGCUCUGAUUUUUGUAUCUUCUCAAAAGCAGGAAAGUGGAAACAUGUGCAAUGGUACUUGUAAGCAUGGAGUUGUGUUGUAUUGAUGAAUUUGAUAAAAUGACAAUAAAACACCACUAUACCAGGUUAGUUCACUCAUUUUGAUGUACUUCACAGCGGCGGAAUUAGUUGGUUGGUAGGGGUAGCACGUGCUACCCCUCAUUUAAUCCAUUGAACUAUCAAAAAAAAUUAUCUACGUAAGUGUAAGUGUGAAGAAAUAUGUGUAAUAAUCUUAGAUCCAACAUUGAUUCAAACGUCCAAUUACAUAUAAAAUAUAAGUCCAAUCAAUAGCUCAUUAACCGGUGUAACUUAGCCCAUUUACAUGUGAUUAUUUUGUGUAAUUGUGUAGAAUAUUACUUACGACAUUGAGGAAAAAAGUUGGUGUUGCUUUAUUCAGUUCUCCUAAGUUCUGAUCAUCUCAUAUCUGUUCACGACAACUUAUUUUCAAUUUGGCUUUCUUCUCCCACUUGACCACUUGCUCACUCACGAAUUUAUGAAACAAGUAAUAUUCAAUUUUUUAUCUUUUAUAUUUUAUGAUUUUGUUUAAUUUAGUUGUU
Messenger RNA from Lactuca virosa, 1495 nucleotides. Lineage: Eukaryota; Viridiplantae; Streptophyta; Magnoliopsida; Asterales; Asteraceae. The record is from the annotation of a GenBank genome assembly.